AGGGCGCCUCUUUACUUGUCUUUCGCCAUCUUUCCCUCGUGUCGGUCACGCUUUACUCGUCGGGAAAAAUAUGAAUGCUGAAAAGUUAAGCAAGCUGCAAGCUCAAGUCCGCAUUGGUGGAAAGGGCACAGCUCGUCGCAAGAGAAAGGUUGUUCAUAGAACCUCAACAACAGAUGACAAGAAACUUCAGAGUUCACUGAAAAAAUUGUCUGUAAAUAAUAUACCUGGGAUUGAAGAGGUGAAUAUGAUUAAAGAUGAUGGAACUGUGCUUCACUUCAACAAUCCCAAGGUGCAAGCCUCCCUGACAGCCAAUACAUUUGCCAUCACGGGACAUGCAGAACCAAAACAAAUCACAGACAUGCUACCAGGCAUAUUAAACCAACUGGGUGCAGAAAGUUUGACACACCUGAAGAGGCUAGCUGAUAUUCAAAGUUCAGUGGGUUCUAGUGGUGAUCGGGCUGAAAAUACUGGAGUUCAUGAUGAUGAUGAUGAUGACGAUGAAGUUCCUGAUCUGGUUGAAAAUUUUGAUGAACCUUCAAAGGCUGAAGGAGUCUAGAACAUUGAUGGUUAAAGGAAUCUGGUAGUAAAAGUACACUAAAAUCAGAGCUGUAAAAGAAAUAUGCUUAUAAGUUGAUGUGUCUUUCAAUUAAAAUUUAAAUAAGACUGUAAAUUAACUACAUGUGUUACAUUAAUGAUCCAAGUAUGUUGUUUUUGUAUCACCGAAAUCAAACAUACAGAUUUCACCUGUCUGAAAAUUAAAAGUACCAUAAGAUGUGUGAGCAAUAUUUUAUGUAGCAAACUUUAUUGAAUGUAAGUGAAUUGGUUGGAACGCAUCAGUUGGUACAAGGUUGCUCUCUCUGAUGGUCAUUUCAAACAAAGACAAACUAUAAGUCAUUAGUCAUCUGACACUUUUUUUUUUCCUGUUAUUCUGUUAAGAAGUGUGUAGUCAUAAAAGUUUGACAAUAAAACAAUUUUUUGACAAA
This is a messenger RNA of Limulus polyphemus (Atlantic horseshoe crab), 983 nucleotides long. RefSeq names its product transcription factor BTF3 homolog 4-like. The record is from RefSeq and is a predicted model, not a curated record. Bases 71 to 556 code for a protein of 161 amino acids. Gene Ontology annotation, cellular component: nascent polypeptide-associated complex; cytosol. NCBI's taxonomy places the organism in Eukaryota, Metazoa, Arthropoda, Merostomata, Xiphosura, Limulidae. The transcript is spliced from 7 exons.